CACGCGCGCGUGCUGUAUGGUGCUACCUAUUGCGGGAGCGCGCCGUGAGGGGAGGGGGAGCCGGAGCAUCUCUUUCACACGCGCGGCGGCAGCGGCUCCUCCUUUGUUCACCCCCACCCACCGCUCUAGAGCUCUCGGGCCGCCUGGCUGGCGGGGGCCGGCACGAAUUGGAAUAGGUACUGGCAAAAGGGAGAGACCUCUCAUCGCUAUACAGGACCGAUGUUAUGAAUUAAUAAACACAUUGAAUUUCACAGGAUAUUAUUUUGAACAUCUCUGAAAAUGUCUACUCCUGAUCCUCCAAUGGGUGGGACACCUCGCCCCGGGCCUUCUCCUGGCCCUGGGCCUUCUCCUGGUGCUAUGCUGGGCCCCAGUCCUGGACCAUCCCCAGGUUCUGCACAUAGUAUGAUGGGUCCCAGCCCAGGGCCACCAUCAGCAGGGCACUCUAUACCACCACAAGGGCCUGGAGGUUAUACUCAGGACAACAUGCACCAGAUGCAUAAGCCAAUAGAUUCCAUGCAUGAAAAGGGAAUAUCUGAGGACCCUCGUUACAGUCAAAUGAAGGGCAUGGGAAUGAGGGCUGGUGGGCACACAGGAAUGGGACCUCCUCCAAGUCCAAUGGAUCAGCAUUCUCAAGGCUACCCUUCUCCACUUGGUGGUUCUGAGCAUGCAUCAAGUCCAGUCCCAGCUAAUGGUCCUUCUUCUGGCCCCCAGAUGCCAUCUGGCCCUGGUGGAGUCCCAUUAGAUGGUACUGACCCCCAAGCACUAGGGCAGCAGAAUCGGGGCCCAACUCCUUUUAACCAGAAUCAGCUGCAUCAGUUGAGGGCUCAGAUCAUGGCCUACAAGAUGCUUGCCAGAGGCCAGCCAUUGCCUGACCAUCUUCACAUGGCUGUGCAGGGAAAAAGGCCAAUGCCUGGAAUGCAGCAGCAAAUGCCAACUCUACCUCCACCUUCUGUAUCUGGAACAGGACCAGUGCAAGGACCAGGGCCUGCACCUGGACCAACGCCUCCGAAUUACAACAGACCUCAUGGUAUGGGAGGGCCUAAUAUGCCCCCUCCUGGACCCUCAGGAGUUCCUCCAGGAAUGCCUGGGCAGCCCCCUGGUGGACCCCCCAAGCCCUGGCCGGAAGGACCAAUGGCGAAUGCUGCAGCCCCUACUAGCACACCUCAGAAACUGAUUCCUCCUCAGCCAACAGGCCGUCCUUCACCAGCACCUCCAGCGGUACCUCCAGCAGCAUCCCCUGUCAUGCCUCCCCAAACUCAGUCACCCGGGCAACCAGCCCAGCCUGCCCCAAUGGUUCAGUUCCAUCAGAAGCAGAACCGUAUCACUCCAAUCCAGAAGCCGAGAGGACUUGAUCCAGUUGAAAUCCUUCAAGAGAGAGAAUACCGCUUGCAGGCUCGCAUUGCUCAUAGAAUCCAAGAACUUGAAAAUCUUCCUGGGUCCCUGGCUGGUGACCUGCGAACCAAAGCAACCAUUGAACUUAAAGCCCUACGACUGCUGAAUUUCCAGAGGCAGCUGCGACAAGAAGUCGUGGUCUGUAUGAGAAGGGAUACUGCACUGGAAACAGCACUGAACGCCAAGGCAUAUAAACGUAGCAAGCGGCAAUCCCUGCGUGAGGCUCGCAUCACUGAGAAGCUGGAAAAGCAGCAGAAGAUUGAACAAGAAAGAAAGCGCCGGCAAAAACAUCAGGAGUACCUCAACAGCAUUCUCCAGCAUGCCAAGGAUUUCAAGGAGUACCAUCGAUCGGUCACCGGCAAGAUCCAGAAGCUGACAAAGGCUGUGGCCACCUACCAUGCCAAUACUGAGCGUGAGCAAAAGAAGGAGAAUGAGAGAAUUGAGAAGGAGAGAAUGCGCCGGUUGAUGGCUGAGGAUGAAGAAGGGUACCGAAAGCUUAUUGAUCAAAAGAAAGAUAAACGCUUAGCCUACCUGCUUCAGCAGACAGAUGAAUAUGUGGCCAACCUCACAGAACUGGUGAGACAGCACAAGGCUGCACAGGUGGCAAAGGAGAAGAAAAAGAAGAAGAAAAAGAAGAAGGCUGAGGUUGCAGAAGGACAGACCCCAGCAAUUGGACCCGAUGGUGAACCUUUAGAUGAAACCAGCCAAAUGAGUGACCUCCCUGUGAAAGUGAUUCAUGUUGAAAGUGGGAAAAUUCUUACCGGUACAGAUGCACCAAAGGCUGGACAGCUGGAUACCUGGUUAGAAAUGAAUCCUGGAUACGAAGUAGCACCAAGAUCUGACAGUGAAGAAAGUGGAUCAGAGGAGGAGGAAGAGGAGGAAGAGGAAGAACAACCUCAGCCUUCUCAGUCUGCUCUGCCUGUAGAGGAGAAGAAAAAGAUUCCGGAUCCAGACAGUGAUGAUGUAUCAGAAGUCGACGCGAGGCACAUUAUUGAGAACGCCAAACAAGAUGUUGAUGAUGAGUAUGGUGUGUCCCAGGCCCUGGCAAGGGGGCUGCAGUCUUACUAUGCUGUGGCCCAUGCAGUCACUGAAAGGGUGGACAAACAGUCGUCCCUCAUGGUGAAUGGUGUCCUCAAACAGUAUCAGAUCAAAGGUUUAGAGUGGCUGGUAUCUUUGUACAAUAAUAAUCUCAAUGGCAUCCUGGCCGAUGAAAUGGGCCUGGGUAAGACAAUCCAGACCAUUGCUUUAAUUACAUACCUCAUGGAGCACAAACGAAUCAACGGACCGUUCCUCAUUAUAGUACCUCUGUCAACUCUAUCAAAUUGGGCUUAUGAAUUUGAUAAGUGGGCUCCUUCUGUGGUUAAGGUCUCAUACAAGGGCUCUCCAGCUGCAAGACGGGCAUUUGUACCUCAGCUUCGAAGUGGAAAGUUUAAUGUUUUGCUCACUACAUAUGAAUAUAUCAUCAAAGAUAAGCACAUUCUUGCAAAAAUUCGUUGGAAGUACAUGAUCGUUGACGAAGGUCACCGGAUGAAGAAUCACCACUGCAAGCUAACCCAGGUUCUGAACACACACUACGUAGCCCCACGUCGUUUGCUGCUGACAGGGACGCCACUGCAAAAUAAGCUACCAGAACUAUGGGCUCUGCUCAAUUUCCUCCUUCCAACUAUCUUCAAGAGUUGUAGCACGUUUGAACAGUGGUUUAAUGCUCCAUUUGCCAUGACUGGAGAAAAGGUGGAUUUGAAUGAGGAAGAAACUAUUCUAAUUAUCCGUCGUUUGCACAAAGUUUUGCGCCCCUUCCUGCUAAGAAGGUUAAAGAAGGAAGUAGAAGCACAGCUACCUGAAAAGGUAGAAUAUGUUAUUAAGUGUGACAUGUCUGCAUUACAAAGAGUACUUUAUAGACACAUGCAAGCAAAGGGAGUGCUGCUUACGGAUGGAUCCGAGAAGGACAAAAAGGGCAAAGGUGGUACAAAAACCCUCAUGAACACUAUUAUGCAGUUGCGGAAGAUUUGCAACCAUCCAUAUAUGUUUCAGCAUAUAGAGGAGUCCUUUUCUGAGCACUUAGGCUUCACUGGAGGCAUUGUGCAAGGACUUGACCUAUAUCGUGCUUCUGGGAAAUUUGAGCUUCUAGAUCGUAUUCUUCCCAAGUUGCGAGCUACCAACCACAAGGUAUUGCUCUUCUGUCAGAUGACCUCCCUCAUGACCAUAAUGGAAGAUUAUUUUGCCUACCGUGGCUUCAAAUACCUCAGGCUAGAUGGGACCACUAAAGCUGAAGAUCGUGGCAUGCUGCUGAAAACUUUCAAUGAGCCGGGCUCUGAAUAUUUCAUUUUUCUUCUGAGCACCCGAGCAGGGGGUUUGGGACUGAACCUGCAGUCUGCCGAUACUGUGAUUAUUUUUGACAGUGACUGGAAUCCUCACCAGGACCUGCAGGCCCAGGAUCGAGCACAUCGCAUCGGGCAGCAAAACGAAGUGCGAGUGCUGCGCCUGUGCACUGUGAACAGUGUGGAAGAGAAGAUACUUGCUGCGGCCAAGUACAAGCUGAAUGUUGAUCAGAAGGUGAUCCAGGCUGGAAUGUUUGAUCAGAAGUCCUCCAGCCAUGAAAGGCGAGCUUUCCUCCAGGCUAUCUUAGAGCAUGAGGAGCAAGAUGAGACCAGAUACAGCACGGGCAGCGGCAGUGGCAGCGCAAGCUUUCCCCACACUGCCUCAACCCUGUGCCUCAACUCCGACUCGGAGGAGCCACCUUUAAAGGAAGAAGAUGAAGUUCCAGACGAUGAAACGGUUAACCAGAUGAUUGCCCGACAUGAGGAAGAGUUUGAUCUUUUUAUGCGUAUGGAUUUAGAUCGCAGGCGAGAGGAAGCCCGCAAUCCUAAGCGAAAGCCACGAUUGAUGGAAGAGGAUGAGUUGCCCUCUUGGAUAAUUAAAGAUGAUGCAGAAGUAGAAAGACUAACCUGUGAAGAAGAGGAAGAGAAGAUGUUUGGUAGAGGUUCUCGUCACCGUAAGGAAGUGGAUUAUAGCGAUUCGCUGACUGAGAAGCAAUGGCUCAAGGCCAUAGAAGAGGGCACCCUAGAGGAGAUUGAAGAGGAGGUGCGUCAGAAGAAAUCCUCCCGCAAGCGCAAGAGAGAUGUAGAUGUCAGCUCCUCCACCCCGACCACCAGCACUCGCAGCCGGGACAAAGACGAUGACAGCAAAAAGCAGAAGAAGCGUGGCCGGCCUCCUGCUGAGAAGCUGUCUCCAAAUCCACCCAACCUCACCAAGAAGAUGAAGAAGAUUGUUGAUGCGGUGAUUAAGUAUAAAGACAGCAGCAGUGGACGUCAGCUUAGUGAAGUCUUCAUUCAACUGCCUUCUCGAAAGGAGCUUCCAGAGUAUUAUGAACUCAUUCGCAAGCCAGUGGAUUUCAAGAAGAUAAAGGAGCGUAUCCGGAACCACAAAUAUCGCAGCCUGAAUGAUUUGGAGAAGGAUGUCAUGCUCCUAUGUCAGAAUGCCCAGACUUUCAACCUUGAAGGAUCUCUGAUUUAUGAAGACUCAAUUGUACUGCAGUCUGUCUUUACCAGUGUGAGGCAGAAAAUUGAAAAAGAGGAAGACAGCGAAGGAGAAGAGAGUGAAGAGGAGGAGGAGGGGGAAGAGGAAGGAUCUGAAUCAGAGUCUCGUUCUGUCAAAGUGAAGAUUAAACUGGGCAGAAAGGAAAAAGUACCAGACCGAAUGAAAGGCCGCAGACGUACCAGCCGUGGGUCCCGGGCCAAACCUGUAGUUAGUGAUGACGACAGCGAGGAAGAGCAAGAAGAGGAUCGCUCAGGAAGUGGCACAGAAGAUGAUUAAGUGACAUUCCAUGAUGGAGACCUCAGGCAUCAGUUUUUCCAAAGCAGAGAUGCUCUAGUCCUUUAGCUGCAAUGGGUAGCAAGAAACAUAGUGUUGGAUGUGGGUAAACUGUAUAAAACUCUUCCAUAUUUAUACUGCAGUGAAGAUGUAGGACUUAUUUGUGUCUUGCCUUGUCCUCACAUCAGUAGCGUUUGUAACAGCAUUAACUGUUUAAAAAAAUUAUGACUGGGGGAACACUUGAUCUUUUUUUUUCCUUUUUAUGGCAGUACUAUUUUCAGUUGCAGUAUUGAAUCACUGUAGUUUUAACUUAUGGGUGCAUGUGUGUAAGCAGUCCAUUUCCUAGUACUGUAUUUUAUGAAACAGGUCAAACAGCCAGCUGCUCCCCCCAAAGUGAGGUGAGGGUGGCAGGAGUAACUGUGUCAGUGUCACUGGAUUUCAAACAGUAAUAAAUUAAGCAAAAAAACAACAACCCACCAUCACCGUGGUGCAUUUGUUAAACGUGCUUCUCUCUUACGGUAACUUCAGCGAGAGCGCCUCCCAUCAGUCCAGUAAGGUCGUCUAAUUGGUGCAUCCAUCUUCUGAUCCGUUCAGAGAACGAGCACACUCUGCUUAAACAGCUGUCCAGAUAUUCCUAAAUUCCCAUCUGGCUUCUCAUCUGUGAGUAUUGUUCAAAGGAGGUGGCAGCACAGGUUGCCAUAUCCUAUUAUUCCAGAUUGCAUAAGAGGUUUUGAUCAGGCCGGCUUUUGUAAAACAGUUCUUUAAAG
Messenger RNA from Python bivittatus (Burmese python), 5969 nucleotides. It is a transcript of the gene SMARCA4, whose product is annotated as SWI/SNF related BAF chromatin remodeling complex subunit ATPase 4. The record is from RefSeq and is a predicted model, not a curated record. Gene Ontology annotation, cellular component: nucleus. Lineage: Eukaryota; Metazoa; Chordata; Lepidosauria; Squamata; Pythonidae. Gene Ontology annotation, biological process: regulation of DNA-templated transcription. Gene Ontology annotation, molecular function: ATP binding; histone binding.